AUUUUUUAUUAUUAUUGUGUUUAAUUAAUGAGUAGAAACCUGAAAUACUUUCAAAAGGCGAAAUGGUUCAUCGAAGAGGUCUCAAUCCAUAAUAUAUUAAAUCUCAUCGAAACUUAUAACAACAAAAGGUAUAAAUUAUUACCUUUCAUGAAAUCCAUUUUCUUGCUAUUCUUUAUUCAAUUUUUCUUUUUCAAUACAGUGAAUAGCAAUUAGGAUAAUAAUAAUAAUAGCAACAAUAAUUUAAUAAAAAUAGCAAUCCCCUUCACCAUGAUGUUUAAUUUAGAGCAUGUAGGUGGCGAAAAAGGACAAGAGAGAUGCUCCGAUCAACGAUCCGACGGCAGGGAAAGUGGUGAUGGCGGCGCUGAUCGGCGACGGUGCCUGGGCAGCUGGGCUAGGGCUGUUGACGGCCGCCUCAUUAGCCAAGGCCACGGUGAAGGAGGCGGUGGCGACCAGGGCGGCGCAGGCGAUCUUCUUCAUCUCCAUUGUGAAGGACCGGAAGGCUUGAUCGGCAACAACCUCAAGAAUUCAGAUCAGAAGAUUAUUCACCGAAAACCUUUCUUUCCAACUUACUCCGUAUUAUUUAUAUAUAUUUACUUUUUCCUAUAUCGAAAGGUGAAGGCCAGGGAUGAAGGGUUGGUUAUAUAAGGGGUGCUUUUGGGCUAUUUAGG
Messenger RNA from Cuscuta europaea, 668 nucleotides. The record is from the annotation of a GenBank genome assembly. Lineage: Eukaryota; Viridiplantae; Streptophyta; Magnoliopsida; Solanales; Convolvulaceae.